CCCCUAUACCGCCCCCCUUUUCUCCCCCCCCGCACACGCUCGUCCGCACCGACGAAGCUUCCCUCCGGCUCCCCACCCCCGCACCGCCACCCGGGGAACCCCAGCGAGAAGGAGGGGAGAGGCGGCGGCCGCCGGGCAGGGCAGGCCAGCGCGCGCGCGUGCGCUCCGGGAGCGAGGGAUCGGUCGGGAUGUCGACGCCGGCGAGGAAGCGCCUGAUGCGCGACUUCAAGCGGCUCCAGCAGGACCCGCCCGCCGGAAUCAGCGGCGCGCCGCACGACAACAACAUCACCCUUUGGAACGCCGUCAUAUUUGGGCCCGAUGACACGCCGUGGGAUGGAGGUGAGCCGCCGGUUCCCGAUUUAGGUUUCAGUUUGUUUCCUUCAUUCAUCCGUGUGCAUGUAGCUGCUCGAUUACUAGUGUUUGCCUGCUGUGUGAUACACUGAGUGGUUGAUUGGCGCUGCAGCUGGACCUAUUUAUGAUCUGUCU
Messenger RNA from Triticum urartu, 486 nucleotides. The record is from RefSeq and is a predicted model, not a curated record. Lineage: Eukaryota; Viridiplantae; Streptophyta; Magnoliopsida; Poales; Poaceae.